AUGUUUACCUAUUUCAUUGCGGGAGUCCCGAGUUGUGCCGAGUUUGGACAUGCCAAAUUGGUAGCUGAAAAGUUGAAAAAAACUCUACCAUUUUUUUCAUACAGAGUUGUCGUAAAACACAAAGACGAAUAUUAUAACUGGCUGCGUAAUUUUUGUAACAAACAAAAAUGGGUAAGUAACGACAAUCCAUUUGUGUGGAAACGCUUUGGCAAUGUCAGAGGACCUUGUCACAUGAUUGGAAAUAUAAGUAAUUUUUUUGAUAUUCUCAACGAAUACUACAAUGUGGAUACUCAUCUGGACAAAAGAGUAAAAAAACACAUAGCGAUGGACAAUCUAGAGAGACUCCCUUUAAUGUUAUCAGAGCAAAAGCCAGAGAAACGUAGUCUUCCUAAGAAAGUGUGCAUAACCGGCGCAACGUAUCCGUCGACUAGUUAUUUGGUGUCUGAACUUUUGCAGUUAAAAUCGGUACAAACUAAAAGAGGAACCAUAAUACGCUUGCAUCAUAAGGAUGUAAAAAAGUAUGAGGAUUUGAUGAAAAUAAAAAGAGAACUGAGUAACAUCGAAGGAAAUGUCCGUGGCCACAACGCAAUUGUGGUAGUCAAUAGCAUUGAAGAAGGCUUGUUAGGUUGCGACUUGUUGAUUGUACAGAGUAGUAUAAAGAGGGAAGAUAAUGAAGAAUACCGGCAUUGGACUAAACGUAAUUACGAUGAAAUGAUGUUUUUGUCUUGCAUAUUAAAUUUACACUGCCCGAAAUCGUGCAAGAUUUUGUUAAUGGGGAUGGACUUGUUGUGUUUCAAUUUAAAUGUAUUGGCUGAAAAUUCCGAAACGGUGCACAUAUACAACUUUGUCGGCGUGACUAGCCACUAUGGUAUGGAACAGCUGCCAACUAUUUCUCGGACGUUAGGCAAACCAGUGGCCGAUCUACAUUGUCCACCUGUUUGGGGGUUUAUUGGUUUAACAAAACACAUCGACUUAAAGCAUACCGUAUAUCAUACAAUUGAAGAUAGCAACAAUGGUACCAGUAACAGAGCGUUUGUAGAUUGUACAGAUCACAAAGCGCAUAAAUAUUUGGGAAAUGUAUUGCAUUCCAUCCAUACAGAUUUCAUAGAUAAGAAGAUGUCAGUGGCCAAUACUAAUUGGUCAUUAAAUGUUUUGCCUGAAACUCGAGCAGCCAUUAGUCUCAUAUCAGAGUGGUUUGAACAAAAAAACAACAAAACUAUGUGUGUUGCUAUAUUUUCUGAUGGAACAUUUAAUUUGCCUUUUGGAACGUUUAUGUCUCAGCCGGCUUACUUGGAAAAUGGCGAGUGGAGACCCAACUCUCAUUACCCAACUCCAAGUAAUGAAAUCUUCACAGAUGUUGUGAACAACGUGGUGGAUUUAUUGCAAGAAUAUAACCUUGGUAAACGAUUUAUUAUAAAUUUGAGGGAAUCGUCAACUAAACUUUUUGAAUAA
Molecule: messenger RNA, 1452 nt
Organism: Adelges cooleyi (spruce gall adelgid)
Lineage: Eukaryota; Metazoa; Arthropoda; Insecta; Hemiptera; Adelgidae
Product: putative malate dehydrogenase 1B
Exons: 8
Coding region: 1-1452 (483 amino acids)
Biological process (GO): tricarboxylic acid cycle; oxaloacetate metabolic process; malate metabolic process
Molecular function (GO): L-malate dehydrogenase (NAD+) activity
Source: RefSeq, a predicted model, not a curated record